CAUAAGAAAAAAAUAUUAGUAGUUUUUCACAAAUUCUACUAUUUUUUCGACGAUUUAAAUUGAAAAACAAUCCUAGAAAGUAAAUGAGAUUCAAAGAAAAAUAAAUACGAGUAAGAAAAAUUGGUAAUUUUAGAUAUCGUUUUCAUGAAAUAGGUCUGAAAUUCUUUAAAACUUUAAUUAAUUGCAAAAUUAGAAUAAAAUUCAUGCUAAAUUCCCCUAUUCUAGACUAUAAAUGAACUAUUUAUUUAUCUAUAAUGUCGUAAAUGUGCAAUUUAGAUAGUUUGCAUUGUUUUCCUUUUACAGUUGGAGGUGGAUCAGCGGGAGCAGUUAUCGCUAAUCGUCUUUCUACAGAUCCUAGGAAUAAAGUAUUACUGUUAGAAGCAGGAAGCAAUGAAAACUUAAUCACAGAUAUUCCAUUUAUUGCUGUCGGGUUGCAAUUAUCUCCAGUUGAUUGGGGCUACAUGACAGAACCUCAGAAAUAUUCAUGUUUCGGUUUAGAAGGAAGGCGUUCGAAAUGGCCGAGAGGAAAAGUUUUGGGAGGAUGCAGUGUACUGAAUUAUAUGCUUUACGUUAGAGGAAAUCGUCGCGAUUAUGACAAUUGGGCUAGGAAGGGAGCUUAUGGAUGGGGAUGGAGAGACGUCUUUCCCUAUUUUCUAAAAUCUGAAGAUAAUCUAGAUCCGGAUAUGCUUGAUAAUGGUUUCCACAGCUCGGGAGGUUAUCUAACAGUUUCUUCUCCUAUAUAUUCCACUCCUUUAAUGGAUUCGUUUUUAGAAUCGGGGAAGAUUUUCGGAUAUCCCAAUGUAGAUAUCAAUAGUAAGAGACAAACAGGUUUCUCUUUCCCACAAACCACAACUAGGAAAGGGAAGCGAUGCAGCACUAACAAGGCUUUCUUGAAACCAGUGAAAUAUCGUUCCAAUCUAUUAAUUUUGCUGUUUUCAUAUGUUACAAAAAUCUUAUUUGAUAAGUACAAAAGAGCUAGAGCCGUUCAAUUCGAUCGUUUUAACAAAACUUAUAUUGUGUAUGCCAGAAAAGAGAUUAUUUUAUCUGCGGGUGCUAUAAAUUCACCAGUAUUAUUAAUGUUGUCGGGAAUUGGUCCUGGAAAAGAUUUAGAGAAAUUUGGGAUUCCGGUCAUAUCAGAUCUGGCAGUCGGUUACAACCUCCAAGAUCAUAUUUAUCCACUUGGAUUGAGUUUUUUGCUGGAGAAACCUGUCUCUAACGUUUUUUAUCGUAUGUUCAAUGCAGUUAAUGGAGUGCGAUUUUUUGUUUCUGGAAAAGGACCCUGGACUAUACCCGGUGGAGUUGAAGGUUUAGCUUUUAUUAAUACACGUUAUGCUAAUAUUUCGGACGAUUAUCCUGAUAUACAAAUACAUUUUGCAUCGGGAAGCAUGUCUUCUGACGGUGGCGAUUUUCAUAUGCCGGCUGGCGGGAUAAGUAAAGCAACAUGGAAUUCCUUUUAUGGACCACUUUCUAAUCGUGAUACAUUUUCCAUGUUGCCAGUAUUACUUCGACCCAAGAGUCGUGGUUACAUAAAGUUAAGAAGUGCAAAUCCUUACGAUCACCCAAUUAUAGAUCCAAAUUAUCUAUCGCAUCCACAUGAUAUUAUGGUCAUGGUAGAUGGGAUGAAGAAGAGUGUGUUGCUAGGAGAAUCUGAAGCAUUUAAAAAAUACGGAGCACGCCUUUUUCCUACUAAGGUACCUGAAUGCCAAAGAUAUCAAAAAUUAAGCGAUCAACACUUGGAAUGUCUUGCUAGAACACUAACUACGACUAUUUAUCAUCCUGUUGGUACUUGCAAAAUGGGCGCUCCAGAUGAUCCAACAACAGUUGUCGAUCCCGAAUUAAGAGUGAAAGGUGUAUCUGGAUUAAGGGUAGUCGAUGCUUCUGUUAUGCCUGAAAUCAUCUCAGGGAACACAAAUGCUCCAACGAUAAUGAUAGCAGAGAAGGCUGCUGAUAUGAUCUUAGGAUACAAAACAUAUCUACAUAAUGAAACGUGAUAUAACUUAGUUUAAUUUUAAUUAUCAUUUUCAUAUGUAUAUUAUUCUCAUAAUUUAAACUGUAAAUUAAAAGAAAUAAUUGUACAUAU
This is a messenger RNA of Centruroides sculpturatus (bark scorpion), 2080 nucleotides long. Its product is annotated as glucose dehydrogenase [FAD, quinone]-like. NCBI's taxonomy places the organism in Eukaryota, Metazoa, Arthropoda, Arachnida, Scorpiones, Buthidae. The record is from RefSeq and is a predicted model, not a curated record. Gene Ontology annotation, molecular function: flavin adenine dinucleotide binding; oxidoreductase activity, acting on CH-OH group of donors. The transcript is spliced from 10 exons. The coding region runs from base 264 to 1991 and encodes 575 amino acids.